Messenger RNA from Capsaspora owczarzaki ATCC 30864, 1041 nucleotides. RefSeq names its product alanyl-tRNA synthetase. Gene Ontology annotation, biological process: tRNA aminoacylation; regulation of translational fidelity. The transcript has 3 exons. Gene Ontology annotation, molecular function: aminoacyl-tRNA ligase activity; ATP binding; Ser-tRNA(Ala) deacylase activity. Lineage: Eukaryota; Filasterea; Ministeriida; Capsasporidae. The record is from RefSeq and is a predicted model, not a curated record. Bases 78 to 944 code for a protein of 288 amino acids.
CUUCACUGUUUUCUGAGAAACAAAUCUCAGUCUCUUUCUUUCUUUCUUUCUUUCUUUGCGCUGCUGCUGCUUUCGCAAUGACCAGUCGCAAGUACUUUACGGACACGCUCUUGUUUGUUGCCAAUGCACGAGUGGUUUCGCUCAGCCGCCGAGCUCCAGCUGCAUCUACCACUCAAGCGGCUGCAUCUGCCGCAUCAUCAUCCUCACCAGGCCUUGAUCUCGUCCUGGAUGAGACCAUCAUGCACCCACAGGGCGGUGGACAGCCGUCGGACGUCGGAUUCAUUCAGUGGGAUGCACAGCCCGAGCGGCGAUUCACGGUCGUCGAUGUCCGCGCUGACAAGGGCGCCGCUGCUGUCGUUCACCAUUACGGCUCGUUUGGAUCGCAGGAUUUGGACGACGCGGCCCUGGCGACUGCCUCGGCGGGAGCGCCAGUGACGAUUCACGUAGACGAAAGCAAGCGUCGACUGCAUGCGCGGUUACACUCUGCAGGGCACUUGCUCGACUCGGCAGUGCGCAAUCUUGGCCACACGGGGCUGGUCCCGUCCAAGGGGUAUCACUUCCCCGACGGCCCGAAUGUGGAAUACCUCGGCGAGCUCGAGCAGACUGUGCGCGAUGGCCUGCCUGCUGCGCUCAACAUUGAGCUGCAGCGUUUGAUUGCGACUGGCGGAGAUGUUCAAGUCAAAUACGUUCCGACAUCCACGCUCGAAGGCGGCGGCUCUGGUCAUUCGCUUGCCGCACCGUCCGCAGUGCCGGCUCAAGAAACCUCAGAGCCAUUGAGAUACGACUCGCCCGACGCCGUCCGAAUGGUCAACAUUGGGGGUGUCGAGUGUCCGUGCGGCGGAACUCAUGUCAAGUCGAUUGGCGACUUGCAAAACGUCAAGGUGACCAAGGUCAAGCGAGCCAAGGGUACACUGAAGGUGUACUAUGAGGUUUCGCCCAUGUGAGAGAUGGUUGGGGGCGUUCAUUUUGUUCUCAAACCGAAAAAGAUACUAUGUUGUGCAGCAAUCAUCCGCUUCUACUGUACGCUCGUAAUUUUUCCCC